Molecule: messenger RNA, 361 nt
Organism: Mycetomoellerius zeteki
Lineage: Eukaryota; Metazoa; Arthropoda; Insecta; Hymenoptera; Formicidae
Exons: 2
Coding region: 106-312 (68 amino acids)
Source: RefSeq, a predicted model, not a curated record
UGUCACUGUUGUUUUGACGUAAGAGGCUGCUGUCUCGUUACAUGUUACAUCUUGAUCGAACAAAAUUAUUUGGUUACCUUGUGGUUCUUCGACACUUGCUCGAAAAUGUUGCGGCCAUUAAUGGGUGUCACGGCUUUAUUAAUGAUAAUGGAAAUGAAUGUCUAUAUAGCCACCGAUUGGUGGUGGGGAGCGAGAGAUCCAUUUGGUCCAUAUCCGAGAAUACCGGAUAAAAAUUUGGUGAAGAGAGAAAUUGCAUUUGCAGAGGAGUGCAGGAAAUUUAUAACUGCGCCUAAAGACCAAUGGAUUCGUUAGAGGAACUUUAUUAACUUUAAUUGUACAGUGAAUAUGUAUGCGUUUUUUC